Messenger RNA from Oppiella nova, 1071 nucleotides. The record is from the annotation of a GenBank genome assembly. NCBI's taxonomy places the organism in Eukaryota, Metazoa, Arthropoda, Arachnida, Sarcoptiformes, Oppiidae.
GUUUCACUGAAGUGUUUGCAAAAAAUAGUUAUUAUUUUUCAAGCAUUUUUGAAACAUAUAUUGAGAUUCACAUAGUUUUCAAACAUUUUAUUUGUAUUGAAAUUCUUGAUUGGCUUAAGAAAUGACAACCAAAUUAUAUUUGAAUUAUUCGAGUCCUUUCUGUCGGUCAGUCCUAUUUGUAGCCAAACAUCUGGGCAUUGAUUUACACGAAGUGAACGUGGAUUUAGUGGACAAACAGCAACUGCGACCGGAAUUCCUUAAACUGAACCCACGACAUACCCUUCCCACACUCGAGGACGAGGGUGUAGUUAUCUGGGAAAGUCGUGCAAUCAUUCAAUACCUGUGCAACAAGUACGGCCGAAAUUCGCAACUUUAUCCCACAGACCCGGCUGAAAGGGCCAAAGUGGACAUGGUGCUAGACUUUGACCUAGGCACACUGGCGCCCGCACUUAAAGCCGUUCGGGUAUUGUACCCAAUUAAUUAUAUGAACAGGNGCAACAAGUACGGCCGAAAUUCGCAACUUUAUCCCACAGACCCGGCUGAAAGGGCCAAAGUGGACAUGGUGCUAGACUUUGACCUAGGCACACUGGCGCCCGCACUUAAAGCCGUUCGGAUAACAAAACUGGUUACAAAUAACUCUACUAAAGGGGCCAAACCUACUGAACAACAACUGACGACAUUGAAGGACAGCCUAACUGUGUUGGACUCUAUGAUCGACAAAAACGGCGGUUACAGCGCCGGCAAACACUUGACUAUCGCCGACCUCUCACUUAUACCGCAGUUCUUGACGGUAACCACCGAAGAGUUGGCCGACUAUACGCACGUCAGGCACUGGUAUUCAGAGAUCACCGCCAAAGAGAUGCCGUAUUUCGACGAAAUCAACUCAAAGGCAGUGAAAUCCAUUGAAGAGAGGACUCGUAGGCUCACAGAGAGGGCUGAUAAGAGUUAAUUAGAUUUACUGUUAAUUUGACCACUUUGGUGAUACACUACAGUUUUAAGCAAAAUAAAUUUAUACUAAAGUAAAAGUUAAAUUAAUUAAUCGUUGAAUAAAACAAUUUUUAAAUAUUGAAA